AAUUUUUAAACAGAUAAAAGAUAAUAUAUUUUAUAAUUUCUCAUAUACGGUUAUAUACUACUUAUGAGGUUAUAUACUAUUAUUGACAUGUUGGCCCCUUCAGUAAAAGACUAAUUUCUUGUAGAGCUUCUUUGUUCUAUGCGGCGUUUAACUUGCAGCUUUCUAGGCAAAACUUCUGCAACGAUUCGGUUGCUUUUACAUGAUACUUCAACGGAAAACCAAAGCCUUGCCUUGUUUCGCUUCUACACAUCAGGUUCAACCUCCUCCAGCCCAAGCUUAUCGAUAUGGAGGCGGAAGAAAGAAAUGACCAAAGAGGGCUUGAUUGCAGCCAAGGAGCUCAAGCGCCUCCAAUCCAACCACAUACGACUGGACCGCUUCAUCCGAUCCCACAUCUCUCGCUUGCUCAAAUCCGAUCUCUUAUCUGUUCUCGCCGAGUUCCAAAGACAAGACCAGGUUUUUCUCUCCAUGAAGUUAUAUGAUGUGGUUCGUAAAGAAAUAUGGUACCGGCCAGAUAUGUUCUUUUUCAGGGAUAUGCUUAUGAUGCUUGCUAGAAACAAAAAGGUAGAUGAAUCAAGGCGGGUUUGGGAAGAUUUGAAAAGAGAGGAAGUUUUGUUUGAUCAGCAUACCUUUGGAGACCUUGUCAGAGCAUACUUAGAUAGUGGACUACCAUCAGAGGCCAUGGACAUAUACGAUGAAAUGAGACGAUCCCCUGAUCCUCCUUUGUCUUUGCCUUUUCGAGUAAUUCUGAAGGGGCUCCUUCCUUACCCAGAACUGAGAGAGAAGGUCAAAGAUGAUUUCUUGGAGCUUUUCCCAAACAUGAUUGUGUAUGACCCACCUGAAGAUUUGUUUGGAGAUCAAGAGUCCCAAAGGGAGAGUGAAAGUGAGUAGCGUUUGCUGGUUAUUACCUAGGUUUGCUUAACAAGGGAUGAUGCUAGUCCUCGGGUUUAAAAGGGGUUUGGGUCAAUGCUGAUGGCAGGUAAGAGAGAACCUGUUGAGUACUCCUCUCUUUUGAUGUUAUGAUUUGUGAAGCAUUUUGAAAGGUCUUAGGCCUUUGUAUCUGGGGAAUUAUUUCUCUAACCAAGAAUUGGGGCAAUACUGCAGUAUGCAUUUUUGAACGAAUUGAUAUACAGUCUGAACAUUCCAAUACCAAUUGCAGCUUUUAAAAUUAUGGUAGUUUACCUUUGCAUCUGUUUCUUCAAAUGGGUGUUACAAUUAAUAUUCAAAUUUGCUGCAAUACAUUAUCCUCCUUUAUAUUGUUUAUACUUACAUGGUUGUGAUCAUCUGAAAAAUAAUUAUUCAGUAUUGUUUUGCGUUAAGGUUAAUGGUCAAAUUUCUUCACUUGCCUUGGCCAUUGCUAACUAUUCUUCAGAGAAUCUUCCGGU
This is a messenger RNA of Durio zibethinus, 1382 nucleotides long. RefSeq names its product pentatricopeptide repeat-containing protein At1g62350-like. Gene Ontology annotation, molecular function: protein binding. Lineage: Eukaryota; Viridiplantae; Streptophyta; Magnoliopsida; Malvales; Malvaceae. The record is from RefSeq and is a predicted model, not a curated record.